UAGUAUUAAUCUCGGCUUCCGUGCAAUCCUUAAACCUUCGUCUGUGAACUUCCAUUUUUGACUCUAAAAAAAAAACUCCUUUUAGUCUCCAUUUCUGUCUUUGAAGCUUAAAUUUUGGACCAAUUAGGCUUUUUUUUUCCUUGAUUUGAGAUUUGGGUUUCUUCUCCUUUCUUCUUUUUUGGUUCAGCAGCAGCAUGCGGUGGUGGUUCAGUCAAUCGGUUGAUGUGUUUCGAAAAGUUAUCUCUUUGAACUUGUAUUGUAGAGUGAUUCUGUAAUUCCCCCCAUAAUCAGCAAACAAAGCCCUUUUUUUAGCCAUUCACUCUUUAGUCUUACACUAUUCUAUAUAUAUCUUCCAUGGGAUCCACUUUCUUCAUUGUUGUUCCUUGUUAUGUUCGUCAGAUUAGCUGAUUAGUGAAUCAUCUUCAAAACCCAUCUCUCAAAUUUGUGUUCCAAAAGUUUUCAUUUUAGUUUGUGGAAGAUCCUCUUUGUAUAUUGAAGGGUUGGGGGGAAACGUAGUUAUGGUGUGCCAAGCAGCUAGCCAAACAAGAUUCCGGGCAUUGAAGUAUGAAAAUGGUAUUGCAGGGAGUGCCACCAUUGUAGUUAGAGUUAUAGCAUGCUUUCAACCUCUUCAAGAUUGCCAGGCUGAAUAUUUUCGUCAUUUGCUUAAGCCUGUUACGUAGAUUGGGUUCUUUAUAUUACAGCCAUCAAGUUAAUUUUAGUUUUGUUUUUUGCCCCUUGUUUUUUUGAGAGAAUUUUGAAGUAAACUACUAGUUCUGCUGCUACAACAUUCAACUUCUGGUGAUUGUUCUGGUUAGAUGAGAGAAGGCUGUGGAUUUUCGUUUCCAGAGCAGCGAUUCGAUUGGCGAUCGCAUGACUUGAGUUCUUUGGCUGCUCCUCAUCCUUUGGUUCAGCAAAAUACUAAUCCUCAACUUGUUAACUCUGGCAUCGAUAUGGUCUCGGUCCCGAGGACUCUGCCAGAUUAUGCAAAUCCUGGAAUAGUACCUCAAUUGCAGGUUGGCCAAGUUAACGAACCUUGUGGCUGGUUUUACUGUUCACCCCACUAUUGGCAGGGCUUGGUGCCUGCUUCAACCAACCCUUAUGAGUAUCACAAUGAAAAGAUUGUUUCGAAGGCUGGUUCGGGGUGUGCUCAGAAGAGAUUCCUUGUUUUUGAUCAAUCUGGUGAUCAAACUACUAUGAUAUUUAGCUCUUCUUUCGGGACUCCUAUCAAAUGCGCCACUUGGGGUUCAAAAUCUCCUGCUGCUUGUAACUUUAAUGGCAAGGAUCCGAUAACCAAAGUAAACCCUGAUCUUCACUCUGGACCGAUAUCCUCAAAUGUGUUUGAUGAGAAUGGGACCAAUACGCAAAGUGAAAUGCACGAGGAUACUGAAGAACUAAAUGCGUUGCUUUACUCGGAUGAUGAUAGUUAUUAUACUGAUGAUGAAGUUACAAGCGCAGUUCAUUCUCCUAGUAGAAUGACGGCUUGCCAGGAGCAAUUCGAGGGAGGAGGAACUGAAAAGGUUGCUAGCUCUAUUGGACCAACUAAAAAGCGAAAACUGCUCAAUGACGGUAAUGAUUACCUGCCGUUGCUUACAGACGCUGCUAUUUCAGUAAAUCCUAGCAGAUGUUCUGAGUAUGUGGAUGAUGCAGAUUCUAGCUGUGCCAAUAUGGAAUCCUCUUCAAGUAAUAAGAGACUGAGAAUCGAAAAAAUUCAAGAGACCGUGAGUGUUCUACGAAGCUUAAUUCCAAAUGGGGAAGGCAAAGAUGCAAUCAUGGUUCUUGAUGAAGCUAUUGAUUACUUGAAAUCCCUUAAACUCAAAGCCAAAACCUUGGGACUUAAUGCUCUAUGAUGUUGCCAACGCCAUUGCCACUCUUCUUAUUUGUGUUAGCGGUAGCAUCUAUCAUCAUUAGUUAUUGUUUAUUGGUACCUAUUAGUCAAGGCAUGGAUUUGCAUGUGUAGCCAUAUUAUUUGGCGUCUUCCAACAAAGGAGCGAAAAAUGAAGAGCCAAGUGAGUCUUUCUUCAAUGAUUUGAGUAGGAAAAACCAGUAAGAUUUGGGUUGGAAAAUCUAUAGAAAGCAGUAUAUUUAUGUCCCAAUAAAGGGGAGUGAAUCAUUAGUCUUCACCUUGGGGGUUUAGAAAGUAACACUCACGCUUGAGAAUGAUGGGGUUUUUAGCAGUGUGAAUGAGAAGACUGGUUAUUAUAAGGGACCCUCAUAAAAGGUGGCUAAGUGCACGCCGCUUAGGUGGUUAUUGGGUCCCAAUCUUCACUUUCUUCUUCUGCCCUUUUGUUUGUGUGUAUCCUCUUUUCUUUGAUGUUGAAUAUAUUGCAUAAGCAAAAGAGCAUGCAAACAAAUUUGCUUUGAAAGCCCCUUUCAUGGCCUUUUAUAUGGGGUAGUGUGGUUAUGCAUGUAUGUACGUAUGGUCCUUUUUUUCAUGUAUGCUGUCAUCAUGGGGUUUAACCAUAGUCUUUGUAGUGCUUUGAUGUGUUAUCAUUCAUGGAUGGAUGUAAUUUUAUAUAAUAUAUGGUUUGAGUGUUGUUUA
Gossypium raimondii (Peruvian cotton) is the source of this 2539-nucleotide messenger RNA. Its product is annotated as transcription factor bHLH145. Gene Ontology annotation, molecular function: protein dimerization activity. The record is from RefSeq and is a predicted model, not a curated record. NCBI's taxonomy places the organism in Eukaryota, Viridiplantae, Streptophyta, Magnoliopsida, Malvales, Malvaceae. The coding region runs from base 816 to 1847 and encodes 343 amino acids. The transcript has 4 exons.